GGUGCUCUGAGUGAAAAUUUUCUCUCCUGUCGGAUGUUCAUUAAGAACAUUCGACUUCUUCUGCGGAGCAGUGUGAAAUACCCCCAGCACAUAUACCAAUCUGCGGCAUUAGCGAAGAGGAGCAUGUCUACAGAAGGAAAGGGCCCAAUCUACAGCAGCAUCUGGAAUGUCAUCGACAAGCAACUGCAACCAACUCACAUCGAACUCGUUGACGAUUCCGCAAAGCAUGCUGGACACGAAGCAAUGAAAGGCUCCACUGCCAAGGAGACACACUUCCGAUUGAAGGUGGUAUCUUCCAAGUUUGAGGGGCUGUCGCUGGUCAAGAGGCACCAAAUGGUCUAUGCGUUGUUGAACGAGCAGUUUCAGCAAGGGUUGCAUGCUCUAAACAUUGUUGCGAAGACUCCACAGGAAGUAGAGAAGCGGUGA
Molecule: messenger RNA, 426 nt
Organism: Guillardia theta CCMP2712
Lineage: Eukaryota; Cryptophyceae; Pyrenomonadales; Geminigeraceae
Exons: 2
Source: RefSeq, a predicted model, not a curated record